Messenger RNA from Petromyzon marinus (sea lamprey), 3834 nucleotides. RefSeq names its product complement C1q tumor necrosis factor-related protein 5-like. Gene Ontology annotation, molecular function: protein binding. Lineage: Eukaryota; Metazoa; Chordata; Hyperoartia; Petromyzontiformes; Petromyzontidae. The record is from RefSeq and is a predicted model, not a curated record.
AGGCGCUGCUACUUAUCGCUCUAACAGCCACUUGACCGCGGCAGUCUGUUACAGGCUACACGGGGGAUCUUUGUCUUUCUUGUUUGUGCGCGCGCGUGUUGACUGUGACGUCAUACGUGGGAGGUCUGGACCAAGUGAGAAAUGGAGGACCACGUGACCAGAGUAAUGUUUAAAAGAGGAGAUGGGGGAGAGGAUUACAGUGACUUGGUGACCAACGCAGAGCAACGACGCACAACUGUCUCACAACCUCCGAUUAGCAGAACGCUCAGCUGCUACGUACGCUGGUGUGAAAGAAAAUUCAACAUACCAUGUCCAUCUCGGCCCUGCCGCUGUUGCUACUGCUGCUGGUGGUGGUGGUGGGAGCCCAGCAGGAGAGGACAAUCUGCGCGGGCAUCAACGGGAUCCCCGGGCAGCCCGGAGCCCCGGGGGAGCACGGGACCCCUGGGGCCCCUGGGAGGGACGGCAGAGACGGCGCUACCGGACCACCCGGAGCCAAGGGAGACGUCGGGGCUCGAGGCUUGGCUGGGGACCCAGGUCUACCUGGCGGAAGAGGCGAGAAAGCCGAGCAGGUGAAGAGCAGCGUGGGGCCCAGGUCGGCCUUCUCCGCGAAGGUGGGCGCUUACACGCCAGCGGCCGGCUCCCCCGUGACGUUCAACGUCAUCAUCACCAACCCGCAGGGCCACUACAACCCCGGCACGGGGAAAUUCACCUGCACCCACCCAGGCGUCUACUAUUUCGCACUGUACGUGCACCCCGGUGAAAAGCACCUCGUGGUUAUGAUCAUGAAAAACGGCGUGGUCAUCUCUAAGAUGUGCGGUAUAAACUACGACACAAUAAGUGGCAGCGUCGUGCUGAGUCUCAAAGCCGGGGAUGAGGUGUGGCUGGAGUUGGAGGCUCCACACAUUAGUUUUUUCAUCAACCUGCACAGAGACGCGGUGUUCAGCGGCUAUUUGCUGUACUCCGAGUGAAUCAAAAAAAAAUUUCCAUCGGCGUGUCUGGGAAAACAGAUUGGGAACACAUUAACACGCAUGCGCAUGCACCCCCCCCCCCCCCGUGAUAAACAAAGCUUUUGGGCAACAUCUUAGAAAAAUGCUCAGCAAAAAUCUGCAAAUAUGCUCGGCUUGCCCAAAGCUGUGGUAAUGACUGCUAAUUUUCGGAUAUGAGAUUUUCUCACCAGAGGAAAAAUAGCAUCGGCACUUUUUCUCAACCACCUCUCUCCAUGUCAGCCAGGGUGUCUGGGCGAAUAUGAAUCGGUUAGACAACGCAGAGAGACAUAGCAGCUUGCUCCAACUGAAAAAGUCCUGAAACCUCAACAAUUUUCCCAUCCGGCAUCGGCAGAGAAGGAGGAAAUAUUUCAAUUCCAGCUGAUAGCUGUGAGGGUUGCUCAUUUCGAACAUGGGAGAGAGAGGAGUUCGGAUCCAUUUUCUCCCGCGAGCAAUUCUCUCAAUAUUUUUUUAUCGGACACCAAUACAGAUUUUUAAACGCGCUUUGACGGCAACAGAAAGGACAAUAACUCAAUCUGGAAUACUGAGAAUUUUAACAAGAUUUGAAAUGUAGUGACUAUGCCUUGGUUCGUUAUGCACAAGGACGUGAACCAACUGUGGUGGAUAAUUAUUUCUUGACAACCAAGUACAACCAACUCUUCAAACUCUCAGCGACAGUAAUAGCACGCGUCUACAGAACCCUGCAGUUCACCGACUUAACACAGCGACCCCGCGUGUUGACAAUGACGGAACACCGCGAUGACUUAAACAGAUGGAGACCACCGCGAGGACUGUUCGCACCAACCCUGACGCAUGUAGUGGGUUUGCUCUACAACACACCGCUGUUCUGCACGAGUAACGAUUUCGCAUCUUUUGUUUACGUGACAAAGCUUAGUAAUUGUCUGAAUCGGGUGGUAUUCAGCGGUUCAUAUUUAGGCGAUCUAAUCCAAAAAAACUAUAUCAUGGAUAAUAUUGGUCACCAAAGCUUACUGCAUGUUAAACUGAGAUGUUGUUGGUCAAUUCCAGAUUCACACUUUGCCUGUUUCGUUUUAGCUACAGGAGGAGAAAAAAUAAGACCGGAGAGUCCGAGGAAAUCCCGGCACAGAACAAGGGGGAGAAUAAAUAAAACUCCACUCCACUUGCUCACUCACUCACAAUGAGCUCACAUGCGCUGAUGAUGAUCACGAUGGUGAAACAUACAAAAACUAGAUUCUUGUACUAAAGAGGAGCUGUCGAAGUUAUCAACAGAAGGUGUGUACCGGAUUAAUUGCUCUCUAUCUGUUGGACAGAUGGGACGAAACUUUUGUUUGAGAUUGACUUAAAGUUUUCGUAACUGCAGGAAUUCAUAUUCUUUGGGUCUUUCGUUAAAGUCACGUAGAUAGGUUCAAAGAAAAAACUACAACGUUUCCAUCACAACACAAGCAUUCGUCAUCAGGAGGAAAAAAGAUGGUGAAAACUGCUGAGGCCGACUGUUUUAACGGUUUAGAAUUGGUGCAGCCCCAGGGUCAUAAACGAAGUGGGCAGGACUAGUUAUGUUAAUGUGAUCGGACAGUGGCCUCCACGAUGAGGGCAGCGGAGGUGGCUUUGUUCAUGUGAGAUAUUAGAAUGUUAAUGGAUUAUCGCAGAGCAGCAACAACGAGCUCGGCGUGCGAGGUGGCUGUGUUAGUGUGGGAAAUUUAACCUGUUAAUGUAAAAUCAGAGAGCCGAAAAUAACAACUAACAUUGGAAGGUGGUAGAAUGGGGACAUCACAGCCAGUUAUUACUUAAACUGGUUGAUAAUGUCCUUCCAACGAUUGCUCAGUUUACACCCAUCUUCACGAUUGAAGCUGUGUCUGUGUCGGUAUAGUGGAUGGCUUCAUAAACGAAUCUUUGUUGAUACAUUGAGGCGGCUUAAGAGGCUGUCAUGUUAUCAACAUGUACCCCAUCAGAUGUAGAUAUUUUUUCCGUCAAUGUUAAGAGUGAUUUCUUGAGAGUCUUGCCUAAACGGAUCUUGUUCAGUGCCGAGAAUAAGAUUGCUCCGAUUUGAACUAUAACUUCAGAACGAACAAAGAAGAAAGAAGCAGAAGGAGGAAUAUUAACCUUACUCUCACUCACUAUUGAUAACGGUACCUUGUACAGGUUGGGUGCUUAGAAGAAUCUCAGUUGCAUGCCUCAAACACCACAACAAACGAAUCUUGUAUUGUCACGUUGCCAUUAGACACUAGAUUAUUGUUCUUUCUUAACAAAGUGAUCGUGAGAUGUGGCCAUUGAUGCUUUUAUGAUCACCUAGUAUGGAUUGAUGAGUAUGUAUACUCGUGUAAUGCAGGACUCUGGAGACACUAACUGUAGAGGCACCUUCUUAAUUUAUAUUUCUCGUACUCACACUACACGACUCACUGAGCACAUCACGUAAUGGUGACCGCCGAGCUCGACGACGCUAACUGACUCCAUAGCUGGCUGACUAUCCAGCAGUGGCGGCGUCAGGCGAUGACAAAGACGACUGCAGCGAUGGCGACGACGAGGACGACUUUCACGGCGAGACGACCCUGAUUCCCACGGACAGCCCCGAACUCCCUCUCUCGCCCCCUUUUAUUCUUCCAGCGGGAUCUGGCCCCGCCCUGGCCACGCCCCCCUUCUCGAACCUUUUAGCUGGUUCUGGGAGCUCAAAGAUGGAUUCCUUCCAUGACCUUUGGCCCAGUUCUUAUCCCUUCCUUGACUCUUGACCCUUGGGUGGCUACUCCCGAAAUUGCUACUCCUGGUCGCCAGUUGGCUCUGCUACACUACAUUUGCAUGGACAAUGUUGUUGGUGUUUUGAUGAUAAUUCUUUUUGGAUGUUAGGGGAAGUUGACAUUAAAGUUGCUUAGAUCAAAAA